This is a messenger RNA of Clunio marinus, 1203 nucleotides long. Lineage: Eukaryota; Metazoa; Arthropoda; Insecta; Diptera; Chironomidae. The record is from the annotation of a GenBank genome assembly.
UUUUAUUUCUUCAGUAUUCUUGUGAAUUUGGUGACUUGAAGGUUUCACAAUAAAAUGGAAGAUAUCAAAAGCGUUAAUCUGCCGCAAGAAAGUCAACCGGAAACCAUACAAGAAAAAGUUUUCGGUCCUUUCGAUCAGAUGUCGGAUUCAUUGGGAAACAUCAAGCAGAUGCUUGAAAAUGAAUCAAAUGAAAUGACUGCUGAUUGGUUUCUCAUCUCGUCACCAGUUACAACUGUUUCUGUGUUUAUUCUUUACGUGCUUUUCAUAAAAAUCAUUGGCCCUAAAAUCUCGAAAGGAAGAGAAUGUUCCGAUGGUAAAAUAUGCAAAUUGAUGCUGAUCUUGUACAACAUAUUUCAAAUUGUGGUGAAUUUAAGUAUACUUAGCACUCUUGUGCUAUCUGAGUGGCUUCAGAAUCAUUACAGCUCAGCCUGUCAAGAAAAUGCUGUGGCCAAUUCAAUGAUGGUCGAAGUGUUAUGGUAUUAUUAUUUAUCCAAAUUCUUUGAUCUAUUCGACAACGUUUUCUUAAUAUACGAUAGAAGAAAUGCUCAAAUCUCCAUUCUAAAUGUCCUUUACGAUGGCUUCGUUCUUCUCAGCAUUUGGCUGAUAUUGAAGAUAAUGCCUACGGGUCAUAUCUCCGUGUUCAUGUUACUUGACACAACGAGUCAUGCUUUAAUUCACAUUUUUUGUUUAUUUUCUUCUACGAAGCCUCGUUCAAGUUCAAUAAUCUUAACAUCACUGCACAUUUUGAAAACAGUUGCCAUUGUUUGUCAUGGUGUCGAGUUAGUUCUUUAUAAUCGAUGCCAUUUCCCUUUCAUUCAUGUUUGGUUUAUAGUCUCACAUGCCUUGUUCCACAUCAUCCUUAUUCGAAGUAGAUUUGGUGGAGGUCGAAGGACAAAGAUUUCGAAAAGCGAGUCUGAACCCUCGUCUAUAGCAAUGAACAGUUAUAUGAGCCCCGACGCCACAUAUGUAACAUUUAAUAACUUCGGCGUUACCCAAAAUGACGUUAAGCAGCGCUACCUAACAACAAUCAAGACGCCAGUUUGACAAAUACAUCGAAUACGAGAAGAGAAAUCGAUUUAUAAAUUGCGCUAUUUCGUGUUUAAAAAGCUAUCAAUAUCCACCACGGGAAUCUCCAAAAAAAAAAAUCUAAUUUGUAUUCAAAAGAAAUAAAUUUUCACUGAACGCUUUUUUAUUAUGAAAACA